AUGGAAGUAAACACAUUUCCACACCUACCAGCUCCAUCCACAUCAGCUCGCGGCCCGCCAAAGACGACGUGGACUCACAGAAGGGAGGCAUCCAAACACCCACGACGCCGAAUCGAACCCCCCUUCUCUCUCCUUUGCUGCCAUUCCAGUCCUCGACAGAGCUUUUCGCCAGAUCACCCCAACGAAAAUACCCGAAUCACAAACCAGCUCUUUUUUUUGCCCAUCAUGCAGCGUCCACAAACGUACGGGCAGUCACCUCCCCUGCACCACCCGGUUCCCCAGCAUGUCUCGACGGUUCCCCAGCUACGCUCGCCUCCUCCACCCGUGUCGCAAACCCAAUCGCAACAGAGCUAUGGGAGCCCCUAUCAGCAGCAGGGUGGCACAAGUGGAAAUGUGUUCGGCGCAUACGGGCAGUUCAUGAACGACCCUACGGCACAAGUUGCGGCGCAAUUUGGACAGACGGCCUUCAAGCAUGGCCAGGAGUACAUGGAACAGAACUUUAACCGUUACGUCAACGUCAACGCCCUGAAGCACUACUUUAACGUCUCCAACUCGUACGUCAUCAACAAGCUAUUCCUCGUGCUUUUCCCCUGGAGGCACAAGCCGUGGUCGCGCAAGCAGUCCGUCGGACCCAGCGGUCAAGAAGGAUGGUAUCUCCCGCCGCGGGACGACAUCAACAGCCCCGAUAUGUACAUCCCCGUCAUGGCCGUCGUAACGUACAUCCUACUCUCCACCCUUAUCGCCGGUCUCCGCGGCCAGUUCCAGCCUGAGCUCCUCGGAUACACGGCAUCGACGGCUCUGGUGAUAGUGGUUGCGGAGAUUUUGGGUCUGAAGCUGGGCUGCUAUCUGCUGGGCAUCUCGAACGACUCGCAGCUCUACGAUCUGAUCGCGUACUCGGGCUACAAGUUUGUCGGCAUCAUUGUUACCGUCGCCGUGGCUGAGACCUUUAACGGCGGCAAGGGCACGGGUGGCUGGAUCGGCUGGUCGGUGUUUCUCUAUACGUUCCUGGCCAAUUCUCUGUUCUUGAUGCGAUCUCUCAAGUACGUUCUUCUGCCUGAGAACGCUGCCAAUGGCGCCGGUCCCAUGCAGACGGGCGAUUCCCGAGCCAAGCGAAACCAGAGGACCCAGUUCCUGUUCUUCUACUCGUACAUCGUUCAGCUGCUGUUCAUGUGGAUCCUUACGAGACCUUGA
This is a messenger RNA of Colletotrichum higginsianum IMI 349063, 1191 nucleotides long. RefSeq names its product ER to golgi transport protein yif1. Lineage: Eukaryota; Fungi; Ascomycota; Sordariomycetes; Glomerellales; Glomerellaceae. Gene Ontology annotation, biological process: endoplasmic reticulum to Golgi vesicle-mediated transport. The record is from RefSeq and is a predicted model, not a curated record. The transcript has 3 exons. Bases 1 to 1191 code for a protein of 396 amino acids. Gene Ontology annotation, cellular component: endoplasmic reticulum membrane; endoplasmic reticulum-Golgi intermediate compartment; COPII-coated ER to Golgi transport vesicle.